Molecule: messenger RNA, 7066 nt
Organism: Neoarius graeffei (lesser salmon catfish)
Lineage: Eukaryota; Metazoa; Chordata; Actinopteri; Siluriformes; Ariidae
Gene: ubtd1b
Product: ubiquitin domain containing 1b
Exons: 4
Coding region: 1531-2217 (228 amino acids)
Molecular function (GO): protein binding
Source: RefSeq, a predicted model, not a curated record
GCACCUUUUUUAAAAAUUUUAUUUAUUUAUUUAAAGUAGUUCAUCGACUUGAGCAAUGUUACACAAAUAUCAAUCCAUAACAGUUGUAAAUGUCACUUAAUUCCGCAGGGUGUCGAUAAUGGUGGACACCGGUGAAAGUGAUCACUAUUAUCGACACCUCACGUGACUUCUCAAACGCGCGUUUAGAUAUAGAAAUAGAGAAACAAAGUAGGUUUCGACAAGGAGAUCAUGAAAUAUCAGUGAAUUUGAUCAGUAAAAACAUGUCCAUGAUCUUUCCGCCAGCCUUACCUGUGACAAUAACGUCCGGGUUUUCAUCAAAUUGCUGAUUGUGCUAAAAAAAUUCCAUCUCCGGUAAUGAACUGUGUCAUCAGGCGACAAGAUCAAAGUGCGAGAGGGUCUUCCGGUUGAUUACUUAACACUGUAUAAGAGAAACUAAAAUAAUCACCAUAAAUGUAAUUAUAGUAGUAAAAGAGCUGUUAAAAAUGAUCAGAGACUGAACUGAAAAAGGGAAAAACAAUAACCGUGAAGCAAAGCGCUGUAAAGAAUGGGGGUAAAGUUGAGAAUUUAUGAAAGGCAGAAAAAAAGUCAGGAAAUACUUUUCUUGGGGCAAAUUUGAUUGGAUAUGACGGUUUAAAACACAAACCAAGUACACGCCAUGUGUGGGAUAAUAUGGCGGCCAGAUGGCUUCACUCAUCCAUACAGCAUGGAUUGGCAAAUUAGCUCUCUAGAUAUUUUACGGAGAUCAGUGAUGACACCAUGACGCCCGAAACACAGAUCCCUUCAGUCACUUGCCGGCUGAUAAGACUUUUGCUUUGGCAGGGUUUUUAUUUAUUUAUUUUCAUUUAUUUUUUUACCGACCCCCUGUAUUACUGCCACUGUCUGACAUGCUCGGGGACAGUCGGGGCUCUGACUGUGCCUCCUCGUGGCUGUUUCGGCCCUUAAAUCAUCUUCAGUGCUUGCAGAAGCUCGCCCAAAAACCUUCGUCAGCUUAGACCGCGCCAUUGUUCGGUUCACGCAGAGAUAUUUACACCACCACGCCAGGCCCAUUAAGAUGCACUGCGAUUGGUCAAAAUUUGGCGCCCAUUUGGUCUUUGUGUAGUUGAUUUUUAUUGGUCACAAGGACAUGCUCGUGGUUUACACUCUGGCUUCCCGCCGUUUCUUCACUGGAGUUGGAUUUCAGCAAACGGUGGGAUUUCUAGAAAAAAUGACAUGAUGAUGAUGACAUGCAGAUUUGUCACUGUGACGACUGCGAGUAAUUUUCUCUUGGUUACUAACGGAUGAUGUUCGUCAAUGAUGAGCGUGACGAGCGCCAGCGGGAACCCUGAGAAUCUAGCGUGAAACAAUAACGCAUCCGUCGAAUGCGAGCGAGAGACAAGCGGGUAACUUUACCUCUCUAGCUGCUGAAAGGUGGGAAAGGUCCUCCGUUCACACCAACACUGCUGCUUUCUGACACCGGACACUUGCAACAGAAAUACAGGAAGUUCUCAGUUGUCAUCAGAGAGCAAUGUGGCUGCUGCUCAACUGAGCACCAUGGGAGGAUGUGUGGGAAGAGAGCGUCCAGAAUCCCGAGGCUCAUCUCGGCAAAGAAGAGGACAGAGAAAACGUGGAGGCCGUAAUGAACCUCUGAAGAAGGAUAAGCCCAGGUGGAAGAGCGACUACCCCUUGACAGAAGGCCAGCUGCGUAGCAAGAGGGAUGAAUUCUGGGACACUGCACCAGCUUUUGAUGGCCGCAAGGAAAUCUGGGAUGCCUUAAAAGCAGCUGCUGUGGCCCUGGAAUGCAACGACCAUGAGUUAGCGCAGGCUAUACUGGAUGGAGCCAGCAUCACACUACCACAUGGAUCCCUGACCGAGUGCUACGAUGAGCUUGGCAAUCGCUACCAGCUACCCGUCUACUGCUUGGCACCACCUGUCAAUCUAAUCACUGAGAGGAGCGAAGAGGAACCUGUAUCAGAAAACGCAGACACACAAACGGCCCCCAAAAAGGAGUUCCAGCUCAAGGUGCGCCUCUCUACAGGCAAAGACGUACGUCUCAGUGUCAACAUGGCUGAUCCGGUUGGCUUGCUGAAGAAGCAGCUGCAGGCCCAGGAGGGCAUCGAAGUGGCACAUCAGCGCUGGUUCUUCUUUGGCAAAUUGCUAACAGACAAGACACGCCUUCAGGACACCAAGAUCCAGAAAGACUUUGUCGUCCAGGUCAUCGUGAACCAGGCUAAACAUUAAAGCCAGAGAGGACCAAAGAGUGCAGAGAACAUGGGAAACGUACAGAGCUGUUUGUGCUUUUCUUUUUCAGGAAAACAAAAUGCUGAAAGAAGAAGAAGAAGAAGAAAGGGACAGCUAGCAUGUGAUUGUUUCCUCUGCACUCCACAGCAUAAGCAUCUUUUCUCUGCCUAUUUUGUCUUGUUUUUGUUUUUACUUCCAAAAAUAGUAGCAAAGAAGAAUGAUGGAUGUCAUGUGCUGCUUCUACUACAAAAAUCUCAUUGUUUGGAGUCUGACCAUCACUGUACCUUGCUGGAGCCAUAAGCUGGUCCUGUUUCAUUUGGACAGGGUUUCAAACGGUGAACUUCUCUUCGUGUGACCUCCACUUAAGAGCCUCUUUGAAACUCGCCUGGUGAAACGUGAUCGUAGAGAGAAAGUGAAAAAAUGGGUAUUGAUUUGAAAGAGUAAUGUCUAUGCUGGCUUGAGCAAAGUGCCAAUCUAUGUCAGGCUUUCGGGGGGAAGCACAUAAUCUCUUGAUUGAUUCUGGAAAGGCCUAAUAUUCAGAGGAUUGUGUCGACCCAUACCUCAGUGCUCCUGCUCCAGAUGAUAUCUCAAGGCUUAUAUUUCUUCUUUCAGUAUACCUGGGUUUUUUAGAAUACAGGAACUUGAGCUUAAUUUGCACACUUGCUUCUACGUCUAAGCGUCUGUGUAUCGUGCGCCUUUUAAAGGAGGGAAAAAAAUUCUUGUCUGCUACUUGUUUUUGAGGUGUGCCUGUGUGUUGGCUUUAAGGCCAGCAUCUGCAAUAUAAAUUAUUAUUUUUUUUUUAAAUAGUGGCUGGCCCCACAAAUGUAACUUCGAACUCGUAUCCCAUUCAAAAUUCAGAGCAAAGGCACAAUUUUACUAUGCAAUUUCUGCUUGUAAGAACUACAGAGAGAACUUUCAGUUCACUCACUUGCCCGUGUCUGUAGUCCGUGUGUAUGUCUCUACUUGGCAUAUAGAUGUAUUUUAAUAUAUGCUUUAUGGACAAAGUACAGAUUCGUACAUGUUGUAAAUGCAGUCUAAAACACUCACUAAAGAGAUUUAUGAAAGGGUUUCUCGUGAUGUAAUACAUCCUAUUGGCUGAACAGUAAAGGCUUCACUAACAUACGAAAAUUUAUUACGUUUUCAAAAUGCGGACUGUUGAGUCGAGAAUACAGUACCUGUCAAAAGUUUUUUAGUCGGUUUUGAUUAUUUUCUACAUUGUAGAACAAUACUGAAGACAUCAGAACUACAGAAUUACGCAUUAAACAAAAAUACCAUUUACCUUAUUGACACUUAACUAGUUUCAUGAGGUAGUCACCUGGAAUGCUUUUCAGUUAAAGGGCAUAUUCUGGACCAAUUUCAGGUUUUUUUUUUUUUAAUAUGAAAGUAUGUUCCUUUACACACUCAUCCAGAAGGGUAAUUUUGCACAAGGCCGUCUGUCUACAGCAGAAAAAAAAUAAAAUAACAAAACACGUCUGGAAAAAUCCUAAGGGAGUCUGGAGCCAGAUUCGUGACGUUACGUGCGGAAGCGCCAGCAGGCUGUGCGAGCUUUGCACGGUUUCAGUGCACAGCCUGUGUAGCCCAAGCGCUCCCGUUUCUCUCUCAUUGGGAAACGAUGAGUACUAAUCCCAUCAAGAUUGGUGUUGCUACACCCUCCUACGAUACAUCUGUUAACCAUUUUAAUAAUUACGUGAUAACGUUGAAGAAAUUUGCAGAAAACCACCAGGUCGUUUUCUCAUAAACAAACCAGCGCUGGCGUAGGAUUCAGAGGGAGGCGUCCCGCACGCGACGUCACGAAAAUCAAUGUUUGCCGGGAAAUCCAAACGCCAAGUUUUUUCAGAGGCGGACCAAUUCGCCUCAAACGGCUCGAUUUCAACUGAAUUUUUCUGGUAUUGCACAAGGUAAAAAAAUUGCAGAGAAUGCAGAAUGUUACAGAUAUUUGACCAAAGUUUAAUAUAAAAUAGGAGAAUUACACUGAUCUUGCUCCUGAAUUUACCCGUGAUAUGCCCUUUAACAGGUAUGCCUCAUCAAAAGUUAAUUAGUGCAAUUUCUUAAAAGAAAAAACAUCGAAUUAGGAGGUAUGUCCAAACUUUUGACUGGGAUUGUUCACUUCGUUUUACUGGUACAGCUAGGAGAAUUUAAAAAAAAAAAAAAAAAACAUGUUGGGGGAGCUCUGCUUUAGCCAUGUCUCUACUAGAUGUCAUUAGAUGCUAACUUAAAUGAGCAGAAUAAUAGUUGCAGAGAAAAACCAGCAGUGUAGAGGUGUUGGGUGGGUGGGUCGGGUUUUAGAAGAAACAAAGCACCAGUAUUUGGCCAAAAGCAAAACGCCCCUAGAUGUGGACGCGUCCUGAGGAUGAAUCCGAGGGCAAAAUUUCAACUUUUUCCUGUAACUUAUCAGAUUAGUUACCCCAUUAGGCCAUUGGUUGAGGGUAAGUUUUAGAAACACACAGUACAAUAAGCCAAAAAAAUUAUUAUUAUUAUUUUUAAAUGAGGUUAGUGAAGGGGUGCAUAGGCUUGUUUUUUGGCUGGCCGUGGAGCAUCUUUUUUAGUGUUAAAACCCUUUAAGGCUCCCAGCUCACUGCCUCCAUAUGGAAGGACCUUAUCUAUGAUCAUUUCUACUUGUUUUCAUCUCUCAAACUGUGUUCUUUAAGAGAGGUUUUAAUUUUUUUUAAUUAAUUAUUAGGAUGACACUAGAUAAUGAAUGAAUGAAAUUUUUUUUUUAUUUCGAACAUGUAUAAAAAAUGUAUGUAACUAUUUGUACAUACAAAAGAAAGAAAAUGAAAAAAGUGACAAAAAAAGAAUAAAUAAAAUAACAUAAAGAGCUAAUACAUUACAAUACACCGCACAUUGUUCGAAAAAGGAGUGGGAAGAAGUACAAUAGUUUUUUUUUUUUUUUUUUUUUUUUUAAUUUCCCACCCCUUUUUAACUACCCCGAAAUCCAAACUACAUUAAUAAAAACAAAACCGUUAUUCCGUGAUCUCGAGAAAACAGCUGAGAAAUGGUUCAUAAUGAAUUGGAUAGGUCUGAUGUAUCCGAGUAAAGCUAGGGUUGUCUCUUUGGGUUGUGAGCCCCCCCCCCGCCCAAACUUUAUUCCCCCUUGCCCCAAACACGCAACCUCAGAAUGUGCAAUACAAAUCUACUGUACUACGACAGUACAGUUACUGCCUAAUGAAUAAGGCACUGCCCUAUCCUACUGAAUCACCGCCUCUUCAUAAACCUGUCGUCAUUAGUCCUUGUUGUUGUUGUAGGGUUUUUUUGUUUGUUUUUAAGUUAUAAGAAGUGGAGGAUCUAUCUGUCUGAGGCUGUUGUGUUGACUGUGACCUCUGGCUUGCUGUUAAAACAGGUCUGAUGGGUUCCUCACAAUAAACAGAAUCCAAGACCCUCAUGUUAUGACAACAGACCUAAAAGCUUCGGAGUUGUUUUUUUUUUUUUUUUUGUGUGUGUCUUGGUUUUUUUUUUAAAUAAACUAGUCACCAUUGUAGAUUGUUGAGCAGUAACUACCUUCUUUAAGGUUUCAGUUAUUGAAAUAAAAGGAUGAUUGGGGAUUUUGUACGGAAGCCAAGAGAGGCCCUUCAUAUAAUCCUUUUUUUAAUUCACCUUGUUAUCCCGAGAUAACGACAUAAUUAAUUCAGGAUCUCGAGAAAACAACACAACUAAUUCGAGAUCUCGAGAAAACAAAACCGUUAUUCCGAGAUAACGACGUAAUUAAUUCAGGAUCUCGAGAAAACAACACAACUAAUUCGAGAUCUCGAGAAAACAAAACCGUUAUUUCGAGAUCUUAAGAAAACAAAACAAUUAGUCUGUGAUCUCGAGUAAACAGCUGAGAAAUGGUUCAUUCAGGUGCGCCAACAGACUUGUGAUAUGCUGACUUUGGGGCUAUUUCUCAUUCUGUAUAGACGCAACUUUGGUCAUUAGAAUGUCUGGAAUAAUCGAUCACCUAAUAAGGCGAGAUCACGGAAUAAUUGUCUUGUUUUCUCGAGAUCACGGAAUAACGGUUUUGUUUUCUCGAGAUCUCGAAUUAGUUGUGGUGUUUUCUCGACAUCCUGAAUUAAUUAUGUCGUUAUCUCGGGAUAACAAGGUGAAUAAAAAAAGGAUUAUAUGAAGGGCCUCUCGCGGCUUCCGUAAUUUUGGAUAUUGUUUAAUGUUUUAUAAUCAUAUGUGGUACCACGUUGGUGUUGAUUUGUUAAAAAUGAAGUGUAAAUGCAGUAGAAAGAUGUGAGCUGAUCAGAGAAUGUCUGUCUGUCUAUCUAGAACAGUCCAUGAAGGAUGCAUGUUGGACACGUACACCUGCAUUUUUAUGAUCUUUUUAGCCUCCGUGAAUUCUUGCGCAAGAGGUAGCUCACAAGCAUACUUGGUUUUUAAGAACGUUGUAUUCCAAACAGUCAUGUUCCCUCUUGCAUAGAUUCUGCUCGUGGUUGACGUAUGAUUGUAUGGCCUGUGGGAGGAUCUGCUGUCCUGCUCUUCGACAGUUCUGAAAUCUCUUAGCCGACGAGGUUGAACACGCUCCACGUUGAAAAACUGAAGGAGCUGCUUUAUAAAGCCAUGGAUUACUCCUCUCUGUUUUCUUGACCGCUUCUGCAGAGCAAGUUUGAAGGCCUACUUCCCCUUACAAGCACCCAAAACUACCCAGAAGCCAUCGUUCUCUUCAGGAGCCUGCUGUUGUUUUGGGAAGGAGGGGAGAAACUUAAAUUUUCAAGACUUUUCUAAAUCUCAGAUGAAUAUCUGUAUAUUGAGAAUUUAAAUGUGUAUGUGGUAUAGAAUGUUUACACGUAAGCAUCACUUUGUGAUCAUUUAUAAGCCUUUUCUUCCUCACAGAUUAUUUUAAGUAUCAAUAAAAUCACUCAAAAAAGAA